This is a messenger RNA of Chelonoidis abingdonii (Abingdon island giant tortoise), 7287 nucleotides long. It is a transcript of the gene NHSL1, whose product is annotated as NHS like 1. NCBI's taxonomy places the organism in Eukaryota, Metazoa, Chordata, Testudines, Testudinidae. The record is from RefSeq and is a predicted model, not a curated record. Gene Ontology annotation, biological process: cell differentiation.
AGCAGGACGGAUGGACUUAGGAAUUAGAGCGGCAGCACUGUUUUUACGAGCAGAGACAUAAGUACUCUAAUUUAUAUCAUACUCUGACAACUUGUUUGAUCUGUGUGUCUGUUUUCCCACUGUAUUGUUUCUGAUGAGAUAGAACAGACGACUGGAUUGCAGGCUCACUCCUGGAAAAUUACGUCAGGGAGAGGAGUGGGGCUGCAGUUUUGGAUGCUGAGUGGAGACUGAAGAAAGCAUGCACUUUAGUACUGUAUUUCUACACAGUCCUAAUAUGUUUUUCUGAAACUCCUGCAAGGUGCCACUUGUGUUGCUUUUCUGUCUUUUGUUUUAUUUGGAGCUUACAAAGUGCUGUAGGCAAAGCAGCCUCAGGAGAAUUGCACUGGCAUGGUGACCCAGCUUCGUACUGCUGCUGGUUUAAAUGCAGCAAGUGUUUUGACUGAAUGAGUUGGAAGAAACCUGGACAUAUCUUGUACUUCAAGAUUAGCAUUUCAACAGCCAACGUGAGAGGGAUAGGAGCAACUCCAGAAAGGGCUUCUCUGAAGUUGAGUACUAAUAGUUGGCUUUAAAGAAAAUGAAAAAAGAAUGCACCUCAAGGUCUUUCAGACUCAAACAAAAUUCAGGUUCCCUCUUGCAUGCUGUGAGCUGGAUAAAUUUCUCCUCCUUGUCUAGGCAGACAAAAAGAUUGUUUCGCAGUGAUGGUGAGCUCUCAUCAAUAGGUAGGCAAGUAGAAGAGGAUGAUGAGAACUGGACCUACAGAACUCAACACAGAAAAGCUGUCUCCAACCUAGAUGAAGAAAGUAGAUGGACAGUCCAUUAUACUGCUCCCUGGCACCAGCAGGAAAAUGUAUUCCUGCCCUCCACGAGGCCACCUUGUGUGGAGGAUCUGCAUCGCCAAGCCAAGCUGAACCUCAAGUCGGUACUAAGAGAAUGUGACAAGCUGCGGAGGGAUGGCUAUCGAAGUUCUCAAUAUUACUCUCAGGGUCCAACCUUCUCUUCUUCUAGUGCAGCCUGUGGAAGUUACCAAGAUGAUUAUGAAGAAAUUGAACGAAAGUCUAGUCUGUUAGACUGCAUAUCUCGGUCUUGCAUUAGCACCUGCUGUUCCUUGGUUCCAUGGAGCCUCAAGUGCUCAGUCCCUUCUCCAGAAGAGGAAAAGCUUAUUAGCAUCAAGAGAGCUAGAACACCAGUUUCAAAUGAAUGUUCUGAUAUCGACACCCAAACUAACUGGACCAAGUCACUUCCAUUGCCAACACCAGAGGAGAAAAUGCGACAGCAAGCACAAGCGGUCCAAACAGAUGUGGUUCCUAUUAAUGUAACUGGGGAGAAUUUCGACCGCCAAGCCAGCAUUCGGCGGUCUCUAAUUUACACAGACACUGUGGUAAGACGGCCGAAGAAAGUCAAAAGGAGAAAGACUAUUACAGGAGUCCCUGACAACAUACAAAAGGAGCUAGCAGUUGGCACUGGCCAAAGUGACUUCCGUGGGCAUUCGAUGCAUAUCCCAGAUUACUAUUCCACACUAGGGAGACUAGACAGCUACCGCUCUGCUAUACAGAGAUCUGAAACCAAGGACACCAGCUGCCAGACAGAAGAAGUCAAAGUCGUGCCCCCUUCAGUGAGAAGAAUACGAGCACAGAAAGGACAAGGGAUUGCGGCCCAGAUGUCGCAGUUCUCCAGCUCAUCUGGAAACAUGUCUGUGAUGAGUGAUUCCGCUGGGGUUAUAUUUGCCUCUCGCCUAAAUAACGACAUGGGUUUUCAUAGCCUGCCUCGACCUGGAGCAAGAGUGUCUCUGCAGUCACUAGACCAAAGGCAGAGCAUCUCUAACCAGGCAGAAGACAUCACUGGCACUUUGUCACACCACAUAAGCAAGUUGCAGGUUGAUAAUAGUGUGGUCCAUAUGAGGAAUAACCCUAGGACUGGGACACUGCCAAGGCCAAAGUCCCAAGAGGUGAGAAGUUAUGAGAGUGAAAAAGCUGCAACCCCAGCAUGUGUGGUCUCUCCUCAUGCUACAUAUGCAACCAGCAUCAUACCAAAUGCCACAAUAUCAUCCUCUUCAGAAGUAAUUGUGAUUCAUACCACCCAGAGUGCUGGACCAUUGGAUAGUAAAAUCACCAGCUCAUCUUCCUACACAAAACCCAGAGACAGUCCUGUUGCCAACAAUGCAGUAAGCAUGAAAGAAGAUCAUCAUUCUUCUAGCGGUAACUGGAGUGAGAGCAGCUCAACACGCUACUCCCAGACCUCAGACACUGUCUCGUCUAAUGCUACCAUGAUGCUCUCCCUUGGUGACUCAGCAGUAUCUCUCAGCACUCCAGGAAAUGUGGAGAAUACGUCCCAAAGUAUGAGCUAUAGCUGUAGAAACAAUCUCCCUUUCCCAGGCCACUCCCAGGAUAGCGAUGGCAGAAGUGAAUCCAGUUUUUCAGGGGACAGAUCACAAAGCAACAGUAUAAACAGCACAGAGCACUGGGUAUAUGAAUCUAGAGAAAAUGAUGAGACACCCUCGCACAAGGUAACCUGUGCCACGGCAGGUUAUUCCACUCCUGUAAGCAACGUGAGUAGCAGCAGCCUAGAGCGGACUUCUGUCAAAGAAGAUUCAAGUUCUCUGUAUUCAGUGGACCAUGACGGCUACUACACUACCAUGCAUAUGGACUCUGGACUCAAGUCAAGUAAACUAUGCAAUAGUAAUAAUGGUUUUGGAAACCCCAGGCACAGUGUGAUUAAUGUUUUUGAUGGAAAUGAGAAGAAAAAUCAAGACGAGCGGUCAAGCAACAGUGACAAAUCUCUCAUACGGAACAUAUCUUUGAAAAAAGCAAAGAAGCCACCUCUUCCACCAUCCAGAACAGACUCGCUCAGAAGAGUCCCAAAAAAAAAACCCCAGUCCAGCGGACAGGUACUUGAUGAAACACUAAUCACUACCCUCCAGCAUUCACUGCAGUUAAACCUUCAGUGCAAAAAUGGUAGCUCCCCAUCCCAAAGUCCAUGCAGUGAUUAUGAGGAUCCCUGGGUGCUGCGCUCUCGCAGCCAGAGCUCUGUCAGCGCAAGUAGCAGCAUGAUGUCCACAACAGCUCCAAAUAUGUACUCUCUCUGUACUGUCACUCCAUCACAGAGUGACACAAGCAGCAUCAAGUCAGAGUAUGCUGACCAAUGGGGUUACUACAGUGACUGUGCUGGGAUGCCAGAUGAUCAGUUCAAAUGCCCAGUGGCUCGUUCUGCAAGCAUGACAGCCAGCCUCAAUGAUUACAGCAUCAGCCACCUCAAUGAGGGCUCAAGGGCUUCUAUGCCCCAAGCGGCCAGUGGACUGACCAAACCAAAGAACACUUCUCCAGAGAAGUCUCACAGAGUCACAUCACCAUCUAGUGGGUAUUCUAGUCAAUCAAAUACACCCACAGCACUUACUCCAGUGCCCGUAUUUUUAAAAUCCAUGUCACCAGCAAAUGGGAAACCCAAGUUGAAACCGAAAGUGCCUGAGAGAAAAUCUUCUCUGCUUUCUUCAGUAUCCAUCUCUUCAUCCUCCACUUCUCUUUCUUCCAAUACAUCUACUGAAGGGAGUGUGAACAUGAAGAAACUGGAGCCAGCCCUGACCUCCCCUCCUGAUGCUGCUGGUCCUCCACCUCUGACACCUCCACAUUCCCCUGAUCAUCCUCUCCCUCCUCCGCCCCCUGCCCCAGCAGAUGGAAUGGAUCUGCCUCCAUUACCAGCCUCUCCCAGCUUCCCCCCACCACCGCCAGAAGCUAUUAUAAAUCCUUCCUUUCCCCUGAGUGGUCCAUGGUUUCCUUCUCCUCCACAGGAAACAUCAUUCAGUCCUUUUUCGGCCCCUUCUCCUCCCCUUCCAUCCCCUUCUUCCUCCAUUUUCCCCAAUGUAGUACCUCCACCAGCACCACCUCUUGACCCCAAACUGACACAAGAUGCAACUAAAUUCACACGAUAUUCUAAGAAAUGUAAUCAGGAUGAUUCUGGCUACAGUGCAGUGAAACAGCCAGCCAACAAGCAAGAUUGCAGUAGGCCUGUAAUGCCCUUAAUAACCACCAAAGCACUGCAAAUGGUACAACUGAGGUCUGUGAAAAAAUGUACAGGCGCACAGACUGAACAAUCAGCUGGAUCUAUUUCUGAAGCCAACUCUCAGGAAAAAGCAACCGUAAUUUUCUCACCACAGCCUUCUCUAAAACCAUCUCUUUCACUAAGGCUUAGUAACAGCCUGGAUGAAGAGAUGAAAGCUCAUAGUCCUUCCUUCAAAAACUUAAUUCAAACUCCUCCUCAGAGCUCACUUCCAAAUCUCAGUGACAGUGCACCUGAGAUCAACAGUGGCCAAAAACCUGGAAAUGCAGCAGGUCUAAUGCAAACCUUUGAAGCUGAUGUAUCAGGAACAAAUAUUGAAGAAGCACCUCAAUCUCCUGUGCAGAAUGAAAAAUCUCACGCUGACCUUAUUAGUAUACCAUCUCAGGUGCCAUCACGGUCUGCAAACAAGAACCAGGGUAUAUCACCAAACAAGAAGCCACCUCCUAUUUCGAAGAAACCCAAACUGUUCCUCAUUGUGCCACCUCCGCAGCUAGAUUUUACAGCAGAGAAAAUAGCUAACGCGAGUGAUCCUGUCAGAGGCACAUCAAGUCCAACUAGGAGAGAGACUGCACAUUGCGAAGAAGCAAAAAAUUGUCUUACAGAUGGACUCAGUUCCAAUGAGAUGGACUCGGGCAGAUUGGUUCCUGAGGGAGGAGCUGCUGGUUCCACCUUCUUUGAAACAGUGGAAACCAAUGUCUGUAUGGUACAGCCUGCUGCAUCACCAGUUCAAGAAGCUCCCAAGCAGGAGCAGCAGACCACUUUGGAUGAAGGAAGUAGUUCAGACAGCAAUGGAGACAACAGCAGUAACACUGACAGACAUCUAUCUCAAGAGGAUGAAAGUGCUGAGGUGUUUGAGACAGACACAACAAAGAAUUCAUCACUGUCAAGCAACAGUUACAGGGCAGGGAAUGAGGAGGUGGCAACGCCAGCUAGACCGAGAACUACUGAGGAUCUGUUUGCAGCCAUUCACAGAUCCAAAAGGAAAGUCCUUGGCCGCAAAGAUUCUGAAGAUGACCGUACCCGCAACCAUUCUCCUUCACCCCCAGUAACACCCACUGGUGCUUCCCCAAAUCUAGCCUCCUUCAAGCCCGCAGGGUCAAUUCAGAGAAGCAUUCGCAAGAGCAGCACCAGCAACGAUAACUUCAAAGCCCUGCUGCUGAAGAAGGGGAGCCGCUCAGACACCAGUUCCCGCAUGUCAGCAGCAGAGAUGCUGAAGAAUACAGAUCCAAGGUUCCACCGGACAAAGUCAGACUCCUCCCUUGAGUUCCUUGACAGCCCUGCGAGCUGUUCCCCCAGCAAGAACAAAAGGGCCCAAGAAGAGUGGGCCAAGAGUGAAGGCCUGAUGCCAAGGAGUAUGUCCUUUUCCAGCACAAGGUAUGGCAGGUCGCGAACACCACCCUCUGCUGCCAGCAGCAAGUACAGUGUCCGGAACCGUAUCCAGAGCAGCCCCAUGACUGUUAUUAGCGAGGGAGAUGGGGAAGUGGUCGAACCAGCAGAGAGCAGGAUCAGCAGGACAUUAAAAGAGCAGCAAGAGAGACAGCUCAAUGUGUUUGACAACGAUGACAUGGACAUGAAUGAUUUUCCAUAUGCUGAGGAGGCCGGUUCCAGUGAGACCAAGGCUCCAACCCACCUAGACAUAAUGACUCAAUUGGUAAAACCAAAUGCUUCAAAGAAGUGUCUAAGCCCUUCAGACAAAAAAAGUUAAGAAGUGAGAACAAAGGCAUUUGAUAUUGGUCUUUCAGAUGGUAUAUAGAAUGAGUAAGCAACAGAUCCCAGGAGAAAGCCCAGUCCAGAACAGUUUAUUUUGCUGAGCGUUUAUUACAUAAACUUCAUAUGUGCAUUGAAUGCUGGAGCACUGAUUGCUCUGCAUGGUUGGGUUGGGUAGGUAGGGCUUGCUUUGAGUAGGUGGUCUGCAACUUUAAAGAAAGUAACAGUUGAACUUUUUCAUAAGCCUUAAAAGUCUUGUCUGAGGGAGUUUCCUCAGAUCCUUUGGGGUGUGAAUUUUUUUAUACUUUUUGAUUGUGGGAGCAAAAUUUAGAUGUAAAGCCUGAAAAGAAGAUGGGAAGCUUCUGUGGUACAAAGGGGCAGUUGCUUUAAAGGCGUUAUAUUUCUGAGGCUUGGGAAGUGGAUGAGAUGCAUGGCCUGUUGGAGGUAGCAGGGCUAGCACUGCACAGCUUCUUUUUUGUGUGUGCGCCUGUUAAUUUAAGCAUGUCAUGUUAAUGUAAAAAGAUGAAAUAGAUUAUAAAUUGGUGUAGGUACAUUUUUCCAGAGGAAAAUAUACACUUUUUAAACCUAACACAAGAGAGUGGGCACAGUUGUAAUACAGUACUCGCUGCUGUGCAGCCAUAGUGACAGUCACACAAACACACUCUCUCACUUCCAAGUGAAUUGCUUACUUGAUUGGAAAUUGAGUGAUCCCUUAAGAGAACUGAAAUAACAGGAUGCAUAUUUAUAAAGAGAAUGUAAGCAAAUAAUAGGAAAAUGGGAGAGGAAUAAGCAAUACACUGCCAGAUUUGGAAAGUUUCAGGUGUCUGAAAUGAAAUUAAUCACAAAACAUGAAUUUUAGAGUUUGCACCACAGAGCACUGGUGGAGCCUUUCAAUUUAAAUUAAAAAUGGGAGUUAUAUUUUGCCAGAAGUUUUUCUUCCAUUUAUCAAAAUGGGAACACUUCUUACAACGUUCAUCACUUGAAAUGUCAAAUAUUUGCUAACUUUUGGUUACCAAAGAGUAAGUUAGUUAUUUUCCUUUUUGAUUUGCCUGCAGUAUUUCUAUUUUUAGGGGGGGGGAAAUUAGCAAGGUUCGUUUUAUUUUAUUGUAUAUUUUACUGAUGGUAAUAAAAGUGUUUAAUGGUUUUCAUUUGUAAAGAAAACAGUUGAUUAAAACUGAAACAUUGGCUGUAGUUUUUGGUUCAUAGUAGGAAGGAAGCUUUUAAUUUUGAAAAGGAUUUUUGCAUCAUUUGAUGGUUUGUGCAGUUUUUAUAUUUUUUGUAAAUAAUGGAAGUUGUUAAAUACCUUUUGAUCUUCCCACUUUAGAAUUUAUACAUUUUUAGACUGCUUUAAGAAGAAACACUCUCUUUUUAGAUUAUUUAUUUUAGUGAAAUAUGCUUGUAAUCCCUUUCUUCAAUCCCUUAUUUGUUAGUAAUGUAAAUUUCCAUGCCUUCACUUAACUCUUCCCCUCAAAAGAGGGAAAUGAUGACAAUGCUGUGACUCUGCUUAAAUAAAACAAGGCUGCCAAUUGC